Messenger RNA from Monoraphidium neglectum, 2060 nucleotides. RefSeq lists its product as hypothetical. NCBI's taxonomy places the organism in Eukaryota, Viridiplantae, Chlorophyta, Chlorophyceae, Sphaeropleales, Selenastraceae. The transcript has 3 exons. The annotation marks the transcript as partial. The record is from RefSeq and is a predicted model, not a curated record.
AUGUAUUGUUCCAGGACAAUUGUGCUGGCCUUGCUCGCCGCCGCUGCCCUGGGUGCUGCGCUGGCGGCCGUGCAGCAGACGCCAGUGCUGCUGCAGGCCGAGAAUCCCAACACCAUCACCACCCUACAGGGCCAGAGCGCCGUCAUCAAGACAGCUGACCCCAAAGAUCUCCUGACUGAUGAGGAUAUCAAGGCCAACACCCCCCAUGAAAGCGUCGCCGGCGCCACCGCCCGCGCCGCCAAGGACGCAGGCGCCAAGGCCGCCGGCACCGUGACUGUCGCCGCACGCUCCGCCAAGGACGCCGCCUCCGACGCAGUCGGCGCCGCCGGCGACGCAGCGUCAGGCGCGGCGGAGUCAGCCAAGAACGCCGCGUCCCGGGCGUCACGCCACACCAAGGACACCGCUGCCGGCGCCGCAGGAGCGGCCGGUGACGCCGCCUCGGGCGCGGCGGAGUCAGCCAAGGACGCUGCGUCCCGGGCGUCGCGCCUCACCAAGGACACGGCCGCGAGCGCGGCAGGGGCCGCCGCUGGCGCCGCGGGGGCAGCCGGCGACGCAGCCUCGGACGCGGCCCGGCCGGCCAAGGACGCAGCGUGGCACGCUGCCCGUUCCACCAAGGACACCGCCGCAGGCGCCGCGGACGCCGCCGGCGACGCCGCGGCGCGUGCCAGCGACGCUACUAAGGGCGCCGCACGGUCGACCAAGGACGCUGCUGCCGACACAGCCCGGUCCACCAAGGACGCCGCCGCCGGCGCCGCCAGCACCGCCGGUGACGCCGCUGACCGCGCGACGCGCCCCGCGAGGGACGCGGCCGCGGGCGCUGCCGGUGCGGCCAGCGACGCUGGCGAGUACGCCGCAGAUUCGGCAAAGGAUGCCGCCGCACGCGCCUCGGGCACUGCCCAGGACGCCGCUGGCUCUAUGUAUGACACGGCCAGCGGCGCCGCCGAGCAGGCCAAGGCCAGCCUCGCGGCAGCUGCAGAGAAGCUGCGUCACAGCGCCCAGAAGAUGUGGCUGGGCGCGGAGGAGCAGGCAGAGGCAGGGAAGCAGUACGCAGGCAAGACGGUUGACAAGGCGUCGGCCCGCGCCGAGGACGUGCGUGCGGGCGCUGCGGACCAAGCGAGCCGCGCGGCGGACGCCGCCCGCGGCGCCGGCCAGCAGGCGGGCGAGCAGGCUGCCGGCACUUGGGACGAAACGAAGGAGCGUUUGGCGUCCAUGGUAGGCCUUGGUCAGCAGCGGGCCGGGGAAGCUGCCGCCAGCACCACCGGCACCGUCCGCGGCGCGGCGCAGCAGGCCAGCGAGCAGGCUGCGGGCGUUUGGGAUAAGAUAAGUUCGACGGUCGGCCUGGGCCAGCGCGACGCCGAGGCUGCGGCUGCCAAGGCUAAGGCCGCCGCCCAGCAGGGCGGCGAGCAUGCUGCCGGCACUUGGGACGAGACGAAGGAGCGCCUCGCAUCGAUGGUCGGCCUGGGCCAGCAGCAGACUGAGGGCGCGGCUGCCAAGGCCAAGAGUGCAGCCCAGCAGGGCAGCGACCAGGCGGCCGGCACGUGGGAUGAGACGAAGGAGCGCCUCGCAUCGAUGGUCGGCCUGGGCCAGCAGCAGGCUGAGGGCGCGGCUGCCAAGGCCAGGGGCGCGGCGCAGCAGGGCAGCGACCAGGCCGCCGGCACCUGGGAAGAGGCGAAGGAUCGUCUGGCAUCGAUGGUCGGCCUCAGCCAGCAGCAGGCUGAGGAUGCUGCCACGAGGACCAAGAGCGCUGCUCGCGGCGCGGCGCAGGACGGCAGUGAGCAGGCCGCUGGCGUGUGGGACAAGAUCACCUCAACUGUCGGCCUGGGGAACGCUAAGGCUCAGCAGGCCGCAGACGAAGGCAGUGCUGGCGCCGCCGGCCUGGGUGCGCGCGCGGCCGAGGCAGUUAAGCAUGCGCUCGGCCGCGGUGGCGAGAAUGCGCGCGGCGCGGGCGCGGCGGCUGGCCAGGGUGUGGGCAAGGCCGCCGAUGCAGGCAAGGAUCUGGCAGGGCAGCUGCAGGACGAGCUUAGCAGGCGGAGCGGCAAGAAGGCCAGCGCGGGGGAGCU